CUGAGCGAGCAGCAAGCCACGACCAGGAAGCUGGAGACCCACGAGUUACCCAACAGCUGCUGGAAUUGCAAGCAGAAAUUCAGCGCGGAUGACUCGGCAGCAUCCGUGACUGCUGAGAAUGGCAGUAACACACUCACGGCCACCAGAAUCAAGCCCAACUCGGAACCCGGCUACGAUAAGAGGAACAGUGUUUGCAGCACAGCGACUGAGUGCGAGGAAGUCGAUUUGCCUCCGGAUGCCGCGUGGGAAAUGCUGGAAAGGGAAACGCUGUUGGAUGGCGAUGAUUCUGGCGGAAACAUUCUGCAGAAAGCCGAUCCGUUGCAGGUCACGACCGUCACCUCCAAUGCUGCUCGUCGGAUGAAAAAAGAAGGAACCUUCAAUGAAAGACGUGAUUCUCACACUACAGCGGAUUUCAUGGGCAACUUUCCAGCUGAUGCGGACGGAGUCGAAGAAACCGUGCUGACUGAUGAAGACGACGACCUGCUCACACAAGUCAGCGACGAGGACACGGAAUUCGAAGAGGCCGAAGCCAUCCGAGACGGCAAACACAACUUCGCAAUCAAGAAGAAAUCCCGAAAAAGGCGGAAUUCGGAUGAUGAAGAAGAAGACGACGACGACGAAGAAGAAGAAAACACGUGGUCUUCGGAUGUUUCCGUAACCGGGAGCACUUGGGCAGAGGAACAAGACGCCAACACCAGCGAACAGCCGCUGCGGAAGGCGGUGGACAAGUGGACCAGCACCCUGUAUUGCAUUGCUGUGGUGGAACGCUGGCGUCGACCUCUGCUGCUUGCCCAGAGAAACAAGCUGAAGAACAUCAAUAUUGAUGAUGAGAACGAAAAUGAAGCUGCAGAACCAGUUUCCGAAGCCGAAGAAAUCCUGGUUGAUGAGUCUGAGAACGAAGAAACUGAAGAAACUCGCAAUUGGCAUUUGACUUCGUCGGCAUACGCUUCCUCGGACCUUGGAAGCGACAUCCCUGCAAUUUUGAACGCGUUCGCGGCUGCCGGUAAACAUUGGAAAAUACAAGAGGUCGCUCCUACUGACCGAGUAUCCAGCACCACUCUCGCUCCUCCGGACAACGAUCAAGAAAUUUGGACAGACACUGAAGACAUGGAGCAGCCUGAUGAUUUCCAGCAAAGCCUGGAUGAGACUGAGUCUGCAGCAGCUGAGAAAGAACAAGAAUUAUUACCCAUAGCAGAUGAGCCUCAAGUCGUGUACAUCGGCAUGGAGAAGAGCGCAGACAUCUUGACAACCACGAGCACUUGUUGCGCUUCGUCCUCAUCUUCCGCUCCGGUGGACUAUUUGAACGUUCAAGGACAUGGCAAUGAAGAACAAGGGUUGACAGAGGAAGAAGAUCUCGGUGUGCUGUCUGGCAACGAAGACGCUUCGGUUGUUUUAAAUUUAUCCGAAGAGCCCAGUUUACCAGCUGAUUCCGUGCUCACGGUUCUCCAUGUCUCACAAGACUUGAAAAUAAUGCGUCAGUCGCCGGAUGAUGACACCGUAUCAGCAGUUGGCAUCGCUGACGGAAGAAACAAAGAGUCUUCGUUGAUGGCAGCAGUUUCACCCUCCAGCAGCAUCAUGUCAUUGUCUUCUGUCGGUGACCAAGAUGAAGAUAAAUUCAGGCAAUCCAGGGGAAAAAGAGGCCAGGAAAAGUUGAAAGAUGACGUGAAUUCAUCUCGAGGAUCACCAACUGCAGCAUCAGCUAACACUCCGGUGAAUGGGGCUCCGCAAGAUGGAGCCUCUGGCACUGCAACAAACGCAGCCAAUAAUACGGAUGCUGGAAACAAAAGGAAACGGCGGAAGAAUUAUCGACAUCAUCAUCGCAAGCACUCAGGCCAAGGAAAUGAGAAA
This is a messenger RNA of Notodromas monacha, 1848 nucleotides long. The record is from the annotation of a GenBank genome assembly. NCBI's taxonomy places the organism in Eukaryota, Metazoa, Arthropoda, Ostracoda, Podocopida, Cyprididae.